AUGGCGUUCCCUGACUGGUCGCUGAGCCUGCUCGCCACCGCGUCCCUGUGUGGUGUUUUCUGGCUGUGUGUCCGCUCCAGGCGUAUAGGGCGGCCGGUGUGGGGGAACCCGUGGACUCGGAUGAUGGCCCGCACCGAGAAGCCGUUGUUUCGAAUCGCAUACACCCUGUACACAAAGACCAGGCUUGGUUACAUGUACUACAGGAGACAGCUGAGGAAAGCCCGUGAUCAGUACCCUGCUGGACACUCCAGGGCUCUGCCUGUGGAGUUGAAUGGUAUCAAGAUAAUUCCCAUCUCAGUACUUUCUGACAACUAUAGCUAUCUUGUGAUUGACACGGCAACAAGUGUGGCUGUGGUAGUGGACCCUGCUGACCCCCAAACAGUUCAGGCUGUCCUCAAAGAAGAAGGGGUGAUGUUGGAGGCUAUUCUCUGUACACACAAGCACUGGGACCACAGUGGGGGAAACAAAGAGCUGAAGAAAUUGCACAGCUCCUGUCGUGUGUAUGGCAAUGCAACUGAUAACAUUCCUGGCCUCACACACCCUCUCUCACACAGAGAUUCAGUAACAGUAGGCCACAUGCACUUCAGGGCUUUCUUCACUCCUGGACAUACAGUGGGCCACAUGAUCUACCUCCUGGAUGGAAGGGCUAUUGGAGCCCCCUCCAGCCUCUUUUCUGGUGACCUGGUGUUCCUGUCUGGAUGUGGGAGGAUGUUUGAAGGCAGUGCCAUAACAAUGCUGUCAUCGCUGGACACAGUUGGCUCCCUGAGUGACGAUACUCUAUUAUGGCCUGGUCAUGAGUAUUCAGAGGACAACCUGUUGUUUGCCGCUGAGGUUGAGCCACACAACGCAGCCAGGAAAAACAAAUAUCAGUGGGUCCUACAGCAGCGGAGCCAAAAGCUGUGCACGAGUCCCUCCACCAUCAGGGAAGAGAAGGAGUACAAUCCUUUCCUGCGGCUCCACUGUCCCGAUCUCCAUUUGGCCCUGGGCCUCCAGCAGCUCCCGGAUGAGGACUGGACCCAUUUUCGGGCGCGGGUUUUGGAGGAGUUGAGGAGACGUAAAGACAUUUACAACCGGAGAUAGUGCCGGCAGAUGUUAAACUGAGACAAAUGUAGAGGAAGCAAAAGGGUGUGCUCUCCUGUAUAGACCAGGCGGCGCUGUUGAAGGAACGCUAAGCGCUGUUGCGAGGCAAUGGUAGGUGAAGCUCUUAGGUUACAUAAGGUUGAUUUUUUUUCAAAAGCAAAUUGGAUGACUUUUAUGAAAGUCGGCGUUGGUACGAACAAUAAAUUAGCGAUAGCAUGCAUAGCAUUCCGUUAUUUUGCCAACCGUGACCACUAGAUGAUGGAUUCUGAGUUAGGAAUUGGCGUAACGGCAUCAGCGUGGUUUUCUGUGAAGUCUACAUGUCACAUUCUAAUCCACAAUGUGAGGCACUGUAUUAACUGAAAAGGCACUUACAGUACUGUGAGGUA
This is a messenger RNA of Lampris incognitus (smalleye Pacific opah), 1466 nucleotides long. RefSeq names its product PNKD metallo-beta-lactamase domain containing (gene pnkd). Gene Ontology annotation, cellular component: mitochondrion. Lineage: Eukaryota; Metazoa; Chordata; Actinopteri; Lampriformes; Lampridae. The record is from RefSeq and is a predicted model, not a curated record. The transcript has 9 exons. Gene Ontology annotation, molecular function: hydroxyacylglutathione hydrolase activity. The coding region runs from base 1 to 1080 and encodes 359 amino acids.